Messenger RNA from Daphnia pulicaria, 666 nucleotides. Its product is annotated as cuticle protein 19-like. Lineage: Eukaryota; Metazoa; Arthropoda; Branchiopoda; Diplostraca; Daphniidae. Bases 105 to 539 code for a protein of 144 amino acids. The transcript is spliced from 3 exons. Gene Ontology annotation, cellular component: extracellular matrix. The record is from RefSeq and is a predicted model, not a curated record.
AGUUCACCACCUUUUCUGAGUAUAAAAACCCCGUCCACUUAUUCACGUUUCAGCACCAGAUAAGAAACCAAGCAGUUAAACGGAAUAAUUAUUCUCUCUCCAACAUGAAGAUCAUCUUCCUUACUGUUCUGUUCGCCGUCGUUUCUGCUAUGCCCACCGAUCAGACCGAUGACAAAUAUGUCAAGUUAGAAUCAGCCCCAGCACCUGUGUACAAGACUCCGGCUCCAGCUGCAGCACCUGCAUACAAGGCUCCGGCUCCGGCCCCAGCAUCUACUGGAUACGUUGCUCCCGUCAAAGAAGUAUACGUCCCUCAACCCUAUAGCUUCUCGUACAAUGUGGUGGACGAUGAAACCUACAACGAUUUCGAUCACUCUGAAAAAACGGACGGCAAAGUGACCACCGGAUCUUACCGGGUCGAACUUCCGGACGGCCGUACUCAGAUCGUUACGUACAGGGCUGACGAAAAUGGCUACACGGCCAACGUCAAGUACGAAGGAGUAGCUCAGUAUCCUGAGUACGUCGAAACUAAGAAAUACUAAACCGUGUUUAUUUUUUACAUCUUUACAGCACAAAAUACAUUAGAUUAUAUGUACUGUUAUCAUCGUUCACGACGUGCCGGUGUGUUCUGACCGUCGGUGCUGCCAAAUAAAUUUGUUUUUAAAAUUU